AUGUACACGGGUCAGUGCGAGUCAGUGCGAUAAAAAUGGGCGAAUCAUCUGACGCACUACGGUCGACGACGGCCAUUUGCGCAAGGUACGCAGAAGUGUUUGCACACAAUUACCUACCGUAUCAACUUUAAAAAUAGGUCAGCUGAGUUCAGAUUUCUUUCGAAAAAUAGGAACAUAUUCUCAGAAGCAUGCCAGUUUUCACUUUGAACGUCAACGUCUCCGUUUCGGCCGAUAAAAAGGUCGAUAUCCUGAAGGAGCUCUCCACCGUCGUCGGGAAACUUCUCGGAAAGCCUCAAUCUGUAAGUGUGAUGAAAUUUGGGUUGCUUUAAUUGAAACGCUCAACUUGCAGUACAUGUGCGUGCAUAUCAACACUGAUCAGGCGAUCACUUUUGCCGGAACCACCGAUCCGGCCGGAUUCGCCGUGCUCAAAUCGAUCGGAGGCGUCGGAACGUCAAAGCAGAACAACAAUCUGGCGUCGGAGAUCUUCCCGAUCAUCGAGAAACACAUCGGAAUCCCCGGAAAUCGGUUAGACUCGACACUUUUAAGCGGAAUGAUAAUUUGCUCAACUUGCAGUUUGUACAUCGAGUUCGUCAACUUGGGCGCCGCCGACAUCGCGUUCAGCGGAAACACUUUCGCCUAA
This is a messenger RNA of Caenorhabditis sp. 36 PRJEB53466, 640 nucleotides long. The record is from the annotation of a GenBank genome assembly. NCBI's taxonomy places the organism in Eukaryota, Metazoa, Nematoda, Chromadorea, Rhabditida, Rhabditidae.